Dermacentor andersoni is the source of this 3263-nucleotide messenger RNA. It is a transcript of the gene FIG4, whose product is annotated as polyphosphoinositide phosphatase FIG4. Gene Ontology annotation, molecular function: phosphatidylinositol-3,5-bisphosphate 5-phosphatase activity. Gene Ontology annotation, biological process: phosphatidylinositol dephosphorylation. Gene Ontology annotation, cellular component: intracellular membrane-bounded organelle. The record is from RefSeq and is a predicted model, not a curated record. Lineage: Eukaryota; Metazoa; Arthropoda; Arachnida; Ixodida; Ixodidae.
CCUCGUUUACUGCUGCAACGAGAACACAGCUUGAAAGAGAGCAUGAAUCAUUUGGAGGCGUAUUGUAGGCUAUGAGGCAUGUGCACUUCACCGAGCCAUUUGAUGAUUUGAGAUGAUGUCACUGGUGUGAGGUCGUAACUAGCCGUAACAUCUACACGCGCCGAAGAGAACCGGAAGUUUUCGUUGCGUACACGUGUGCACGCGGUCAGCUUUCGUUCUCUAAAAUACAUCUUUUGACGCUGCCAUAUCCUUGUGAAACAUUUGGCUGUCACCGUUUCAAUUGUGGACGAUGACAUCCUCGCAGAUGUACAAGAUGCCCACUGCAACUACGAUGGUCUUGCAACCGGUCAUUAGCUCGGUGCAACGAAUGGCCCUUUACGAGACGAAACUGAAGUACUACCUCGUCGGCUCGAAUAACACGCAGACCAAGUUUCGCGUAUUAGAGAUUGACCGGACGGAAAUUAAUAAGCUGCUUGUAUUUGAUGACAAGGUUGAAUACAACAAUCGAGAAAUACGAGAAUUUCUCAAUGAGAUUAGUCAAGGAAAAAAGAUACCGAAAACUGGACAGAAAGGUAGCUCUGGCCUGAAUAGAACAGUGUCUGCAUUUGGCAUAGUGGGUUUUGUGAGGUUCUUGGAAGGAUAUUACAUUAUACUGAUCACAAAGAGGAGACGAAUUGCCAUUGUGGGGCAUCAUACAAUUUACAAAGUGGAAGACACUCGUAUGGUCUACCUGCCAAACAACACUGACCACAAUGUUCAUCCAGAUGAAAACAGAUAUGUGAAGAUUUUCCAGAAUGUCGACUUGUCCAGCAAUUUCUACUUCAGCUACAGUUACGACCUGACGCACACGCUGCAAUACAACCUUACUCCACUUGCCUGCACUGUGCCAAAUAAACCAACAACGUUCAAGAGCGAGUCAGAAGACUCUCUGUCCUCGCCAAAGAUUUCUGAAGUGGAAGUGGCUGACACCUGGGACUUGCUCCCCAUUGAUAAUGCUGACAAGCCUGCGUACAAACUUCCUGGCAGACGUUUUCGAAGUGUUGGCAAGGAGGCCAGCAUAGAAAAUCCAUCAAACAUUGUGUUCAGUAAUUUGUCUGAUGGCACAUGUUUUGCUGGACGUACAAAACCUAACUGGAGGUAUGUGUGGAACUCUUACCUCCUGGAACCAGUGGAACUCCACACAGACUGGCUUCUUUAUGUUACACAUGGUUUUGUUGGUCAAACAAAUAUUAGCGUGUACGGCCGUCCCGUAUAUCUCACGCUCAUUGCCCGCCGUUCCCAGAAGUUUUCAGGUACAAGGUUUCUGAAGAGAGGUGCCAACUGUGAGGGUGACGUGGCAAAUGAAGUGGAAACAGAGCAAAUUGUCCAUGACUCCUCGGUUUCCUCCUUCACAAGUGGCAAUUUCACCUCAUUCGUGCAAGUUCGGGGUUCAAUUCCUUUCAGCUGGUCACAGGACAUCUCCAAGAUGGUGCCUAAGCCAGCCAUUAAUGUGGACUUGGUGGACCCAUACUGCUUUGCAGCGGGUCGGCACUUCAACCUGCUGCUGCGGCAGUAUGGUGCGCCUGUCGUCGUGCUGAACCUGGUGAAGAAGCGUGAGAAACGCCGCCACGAGAGCCUCCUCAGUGACCCCUUUUUGGACAGCAUUGACUACCUUAACCAGUUUCUCCCUCGUUCACACCACAUUGCCUACCUGGCCUUUGACAUGGCUAGAAACAACAAAUCAAAAGCAGCAAAUGUGAUGGGUCGCCUGUCUGACAUCGCGCACCACAUCCUGCGCAAGACGGGCAUAUUCCACACCCAUGGCAGCCAGGUUGGUCCACUGCCUACGCCGUACAUGCUGGGAGGUGCCAUGACCACCUAUGGAGCACGGCUGCAGACGGGCGUUGCCCGUGUCAACUGUGUUGACUGCUUGGAUCGCACCAACACAGCCCAGUUUGCCCUCGGGAAGUGUGCUUUGGCUUUUCAGCUGAAUGCUCUUGGUGUCCUGCCAAAGCCUGACCUGUUCUUCGACACCGACAGUGUUCGCAUGUUGGAAGUUCUCUAUGAGGACCAUGGUGACACCCUGGCUUUGCAGUAUGGUGGUUCUCAGCUGGUCCACCGAGUCAAGACCUAUCGAAAGAUUUCACCCCUAUCUUCACACUCGAGGGACAUAAUGCAGACCCUCUCCCGUUACCUCAGUAAUACAUUCUCAGAUGCUGACAAGCAGAAUGCCAUAAACCUUUUCCUUGGAGUCUACCGGCCCUACGAGCACAACUUUGCACUUUGGGAUCUCACGACUGACUACUACUUGCAUAAUUCUAUCCCUGCUGGGAAGUUGCUUUGUCACCGCAAUCCUUACACUUGCUGGUUUGACGAAGAAGUUCCCAUGUCUCUGCCUUUUGCUGUUGAAGAAGUGCUAAAGUACUAUGGAAAAUCCCUUUUGGAAGUGAUGAAGCUGGAGGUCACCAAUGAGAAAGUGGAUGGCUUUGUGGAGCUGUACCGGCCAUAUGAGAUGUCAAGCCUCAAUGACUUGUUCAUGAUCAACCUGAGCCAUUCUGUCAGGGACAUCAUGCCGAAUUCUGCAACGGACUACAGCCCAUUUUCAGUGCGGAUUAGACCUGGAAAGCACCGAGAAAGUGCUGGUGGCAACAAACCGCCCAACCCAUCAGUGACUGGCAUCUCUUCUACCAUGUCCACUUCCAGUGGUGCCAGUGACUCAGACAGCUCUGUUUCAAGCGAGGCAGAUCCCGAGUUUAUGGUGGAAAGUGAUGAGUCAUCGUCAAAUGAUCUGUCACAAAAGCCUGUCACAUUCGAGUCUGUCUUUCAGACAAUGCUGCAGACUUAUGGCAGGGAAAUACAUGAGCCUUCUCCCAAAGACCUCACCAUAUACAAAAGGUUUGUAACACUGGGAAAAAUGUCAGGAAUGACCUGCAAGAAUGAUGCCAGUAACAUUUCAACACCAAAGAGAUGUCUGCAGUUGAUAAGGCAGAGUGCUUUCACCAUUGACUCAGUCUAUGAAGUCAGCCCACCCAUGGUUCCUCGGUCAUCAAGAGACAUCUACCAAGUCUAUGUUCAGAAAGGGAAAACAGGGGCACUGAUGCCUAACCAGCAUUCGCUUGUCAAAUACCAGAGAUUUGUUGCCAGCAAAUAUCACUAGACUGCAGUAAUUUCUAUCAUUCCUUUGGACAAUGCGAUUUUUGUACAUAUAUAAAUUAAGAUGCCUAAUAUAUAUGUUAUAUAUAUGUUGGAGCAGUGUAUAUCAAUAAAUAUUUAUAAGUUCAGUA